CGUGUUGUGUCAUUACGAUAAAAUUUACGUUUUCCUUUGUUUAUUUUAAGUUAAUCAUCAAUUUUAGUUUAUUUCUGUGUCGAAAUAUACCUCCACUAAUGAUUUGUGUUUGUGAAUUUUCGUUUUGAAUAUGGGUACAAGCACAAUGGGUAGCGAUUUACACUCAGAUAAGCAGGACAAGUUGUUGAAAUUGCAAGCUAGAAAGAAAGAAUUAGAACAGCUUUUAGCCACAAAGAACGAGGAAUUGUAUAAACUAUGUGUUCAAGAAGUUCAAUUAACGGGAAUCAUGCCGCCCGAGGCCCCCUUGAGUCCCGAAGUGCCAAGAGAAAGACUUAACAGUGUACGUAGUACUGAUAGGUCAACGGAUGGCAAUGAUGUCCAGGACGGCUCAGAGAACACAUCCAGGCGCCUCCGAAUGGCUCCAGGAGAGCGGUUGCACGAUUCAGACCAGAAUCUGCGCAAAAACCUCGCACACAGACUUUCAACCCCAUCGAUAUCUGGUAUGUCGACGAAAAGUGCACACCCAAGGCAUAUACGGCGUCCGGAGACUAGUUGUUCUAAUUUCUUUCCAUCCCCGCCUCAGGAAAGGAAUGCAGACACUUUUUCAAUGCACACCUCUCACACUUAUCCGGCAUUAGCGGGAAGGCAUGAACCAAUGCCCGAAAACAUGCAUAAUGAUGUCAACCAGCCACCUGUGUACAGGCACCACACCAUGACCACUGAGUAUAUGAAUAAAAUUUACUACAACAAUGCUCCAGAGGCGCACAAUGUUACUCGUCUGCGGGAGACACACUUCAGCUCAAGCCAUCCUGAUAUUACUACCCACUACACUCACACUAAUGCGGCGCCACAACCAAUGGCACAGCAGAAUGGUAUGAGAAAUAAUGCUCUCUUAUAUCAGUAUGCAUCUCAUCUCAAGGCCCAGAGUCAACAUUUGGCAGGUCUUCCUCAUCACCACCAGAUGCAAGUUCAAUCUAAAAGAAGACCUGAAGGCAGCCGGAGAAACACAUUGCAGCGCACACAGACCUACCAUUUAACAUCGCAUAGUGAUUACAAUCAACAUUUAGAGAAUAUUGUGGACACCCACAGGCCCCCCUUGCCAAUGUACCAGCACCGAUCUCAGCCAGAUAUUCAAGAGCUGCCUACAGAUAGAAUACAUGUGCCUACAGAAAGACCUAGUGUACCCAAUACCUUGCCUUUGCGUGAACGAAAUGCCAGACCUAUGCACAUGCCCCUGCAAGUAUCUACAGAUGAAUAUGCCCAUGAAAGACGAGGUUAUCCUGAUGCACUGAGUCCUGUCAGUCAGUUAUCAGGAUUUUCUCAAGGAAAUUUUGACUCGGUCAGUAUGAAUAAAUUUUCACCUCUAUCUCAAGAUUCCAAAGUCCGAGAGAAGCAGUGGUAUGAAACCUCAUUGGACUCUCCCACUAAAGCUGAGGCACCUUUGCUGAAGAAGAGUUCCAGCCUCAAAAGGACUUCAAGUAUAGGUAACUCUCAAACUUAUGAGAUAAUGAUUUCCACAGGCCGUCAUUCUGCCAUGCAGAGCCCUAAUCAGUCCCACAGUCCUGCUAUAUUAUCUCCGACCUCUUCUACUUUAGAAUCUCCCAAGAACUUGACAGUCAUAGAACAAGGUAAAUGCAUACCAUACAGAGAGGAGACGAAGCCUUUUGAAAUGUCAGACUUUUAUAAAUACUCAACCAAAUUCCGGCAAGCCGGGCCCCCAAAGACGCAGCCCGCACCUAUGCAUUCAGGGUACAACAAGUUACCUAUGGAGUUACCGCAAUAUGCGCAAGAGCACUGGCAGGGACAAAGCAACUAAAGCAAGAUUUUUUAAGCCAGUCUAGUCUAGGGGAUUUGACUGAUGUAGACCUGAAGUCAUGAAUCGUUGGCACAAGCUGAUAUUCUGAAACUUGCAACUAUUUUAUGGGCAACUAAAACACUCUGUUGCACCUUGCAUUAUUUAUUUUAGUGACUAAUUUUGGAAAUAGGUUAAACUAUCUUGUCAUAAAAUUACUAUAAUCUAUUGAAAUUUAAUGAAUGUAUUUAGAUUAGAAGGUGUUACUCAGCGGGAGUUAAUUUUAGUUAUUGUACUUAUAAAACAGUAAAGCUAAGCUAUGCCAAUAGGUAAAUAAUUCAGAUCUCUGUAUAAACUGUUUAUACUUAACAAUUGAAAGAUAGCAUUAUAAAAAAUGUUAUCUAAUGAACCUAGAAAAAAUGUGAAUGACCUAUACCUAUUUGAAUGAAACCUGCAAUUUGUUAAAGUUGAGGAUUACAUUUUUCAGAUUAACAUAACUGAAAAAUAUAUAAAAUUCAGAAACUGCAAUCAUUAUAUAAUAAUAUGUAUUGUUAUAGGAUAUUUAGACCUGAAGACAAUAGGUUUACAAAUGUUAAAAUGAGACUGAAAUAUGUACAAAGGACUAGCAUUUUAUUAUUAUCAGUCUAAAUGAUAUUGACAGAAGGGACUGUGAUAGCAAUAUUUAAAUUGUUGUAUAAGGACAAUAAAAUCAAUCAGAUAAUGGACUACCUUUAUCAUAUUGUAUUUGUAUAUGUUUUGUCACAAAUAUGAAACUCAUCGUAAUCAUGGUAUUAUGACAUAAUAUUUGUAGUAAGAAAUUGUUGAUAAAAUAACAUGUUACUGUUGAUAUCAUGCCACUUUUUAUGAUUAUGUGUUAAUAAUAAUUGAUAACACAAGUGCAAUGUUAAGCCCACCGCUUAUUUUAAACAUGAGAGUGUCAAUUGAAAUUGCCUUAGAUCCCCUUUUCCAGGCCGUACCAAGGUACCAUGAUACCUUACCAGGUUUCUUGACACAUUCUUAAAUAUACC
Leguminivora glycinivorella is the source of this 2820-nucleotide messenger RNA. It is a transcript of the gene sstn, whose product is annotated as FERM domain-containing protein 4A-like. The transcript has a single exon. Bases 131 to 1816 code for a protein of 561 amino acids. The record is from RefSeq and is a predicted model, not a curated record. NCBI's taxonomy places the organism in Eukaryota, Metazoa, Arthropoda, Insecta, Lepidoptera, Tortricidae.